Messenger RNA from Polypterus senegalus (gray bichir), 1188 nucleotides. Its product is annotated as elongation factor 2-like. Gene Ontology annotation, molecular function: ribosome binding; GTPase activity; GTP binding. Gene Ontology annotation, cellular component: cytosol; ribonucleoprotein complex. The record is from RefSeq and is a predicted model, not a curated record. The annotation marks the transcript as partial. Gene Ontology annotation, biological process: translational elongation. The transcript has 5 exons. Lineage: Eukaryota; Metazoa; Chordata; Cladistia; Polypteriformes; Polypteridae.
UGUAUCAUUGAAGAAUCAGGAGAACAUAUUGUGGCUGGGGCUGGAGAACUACACUUAGAGAUCUGCCUUAAGGAUCUUGAAGAAGAUCAUGCCUGUAUACCUCUAAAGAAAUCUGACCCUGUGGUGUCUUAUCGUGAGUCGGUCAGCGACGAGUCUGAUCAGCUCUGCUUAUCUAAAUCUCCCAACAAGCACAAUCGAUUAUACAUGAAGGCAAAGCCGUUUCCAGAUGGACUGGCAGAGGACAUCGAUAAAGGGGAUGUCACGGCCCGGCAAGAGCUGAAGCAGCGGGCUCGCUACCUGGCAGAAAAGUACGAGUGGGAUGUGGCUGAGGCCCGCAAGAUCUGGUGCCUUGGUCCAGAUGGUACAGGUCCUAAUAUCUUGGUCGACAUCACCAAAGGGGUGCAGUAUCUGAAUGAAAUCAAGGACAGUGUGGUCGCUGGCUUUCAAUGGGCAACCAAAGAGGGUGCUCUGUGUGAAGAGAACAUGCGUUCUGUCCGCUUCGACAUCCACGAUGUGACACUACACGCUGAUGCCAUUCACCGCGGCGGAGGUCAGAUCAUCCCCACUGCUCGACGGGUGCUUUACGCCUCAGUGCUUACAGCACAGCCUAGGCUAAUGGAGCCCAUUUACCUUGUAGAAAUUCAGUGUCCUGAACAAGUUGUUGGAGGCAUCUAUGGCGUUCUAAACAGAAAACGAGGCCACGUGUUUGAAGAGUCUCAAGUGGCAGGAACGCCCAUGUUCAUCGUCAAGGCUUACCUGCCUGUAAACGAGUCCUUUGGUUUUACUGCAGAUUUGCGCUCCAACACUGGCGGACAGGCCUUCCCACAGUGUGUCUUCGAUCACUGGCAGAUCCUUCCCGGUGAUCCUUAUGAUCCUAAUAGCCGUCCCGGUCAGGUGGUGGCUGAAACCCGCAAACGUAAAGGACUAAAGGAGGGCAUCCCAGCUUUGGACAAUUUCCUGGAUAAGUUGUAAAGCAUCUCAAAAUCCUGUUCACAUUUGUGCACCACCCCAUGUCCUGAGCACUUACAGAUCGCAGGAUUUCUGUGGCGUAAACGAACAAUAACAUCAACAGCAAGAAGAAGAAGAAAUAAACUCACAUUACACAGAGAGAGAGUACAGUAUUGUGGAAAUAUUCAUGAUUGUUAACUCACGUUAAAAGACAAAACAAUAAAUAUUAAAUGCAGCCUA